Messenger RNA from Acanthamoeba castellanii str. Neff, 4635 nucleotides. RefSeq names its product leucine rich repeat containing protein. Bases 1 to 4635 code for a protein of 1544 amino acids. The transcript is spliced from 14 exons. The record is from RefSeq and is a predicted model, not a curated record. Lineage: Eukaryota; Discosea; Longamoebia; Acanthamoebidae. Gene Ontology annotation, molecular function: protein binding.
AUGGAAGAGGGGUAUGAGCAGCAUGCGGCACCCUAUGUUCGCUUGCCGCUGGCUGCGGUGCACAAAUGCGGGGAAGCCGUCAUCCGGGGGGCGCAUCUCACAUCUGCUCGCUUUCCCGACCCUGCCACCAUCCUGCGCGAAGCCAUCUCCCUCUUCUCCCUCCUGCCGGCUCCAAUCACCGCAGUGGAUGAAAGCCUUAAGCACGAAGAUGACGAUCAGGAGGCCCUGCAGGUGCUGGAGGAGGUAGUCAAGAGGGCACACGACACCUUCAUCGAGCUCGUGUGGAGCCAGCAGGCCUACAGCUCCUUCUGGUCGCCCCACCCGAGCCAAGCCGGCGGCGGUGGCACAGCUUCGCAGCGCUCGACCAAGCAGGCGGCCAGCUACUUCCGCCGCGACCCGUGGCCGCUGCUGCGCGCCCACUUCGUCGCCCGCAUGGCUCGCACCCCCAUUCCCGCUGCCGCCGCGACCGUCAACGGCGAGAAGGGCCUCGUGCUCUGCCUCGACCUCGAGGGCCUGUGGAAGCUCCUCGUGGAGGAGUACUGGUGGCGGUGGUUUGCGUCGGUUUCGGCGGAAGAUGCGGGCUCGGCCUCGCAGCCGGCCUCCCCGCGACAUUCGGUGCCGAGCUCGCCGGUGCCGUCAUCACCCGCCACCGCCGGAGGUCACUCGCUACGCACCUCCACCGGUGGCGGCUGCGGGCAUCCGCCUUCCUGCGUGUGCUUCAACCUCUCCUCCCUCUCCUCCACAUCUUCUUCUCCCCGCGGUUGGCAUCUGGGUGGCAUGAACCGGACCAGGCAUUCGUUCACGUGCUUCCUCCUCUUUGGCACGCUAUGGGCGCGAGAGCUGGCCCCGUUCCUCAGCCCCUCCCACCUGCAGAAGGGGGCCGUCGCGCCGGGCGACCACUUCCUCCUGAUCGACGUCGACAACUGCGCCAAAGACUUUGUGGAGAGCAGCGUGCCGUCGCACGUGAAGAUCUAUGGCUUCUGUGGCGCGGGCUAUUCGCAGGGCUCGGCCUCGCCCGCGUUUCACCGCCUGACGGAGAAGGGGAUCAUGCACCUCAUCCCGUGCCCCGUGGGCACCAGCUCCCCGGGGAGCGACGACGAGCGGUCGGCGGCGGAGCGGAGCGUGGGCGGGCGGGCGAUGGCGGACUUCUUCAACGCGUUCUACGACAACGGAUGCGAUCGCAAGUACAAGAACGCGGCGGACUACCUCCUGAGCAUGUUCGCCGGCGUCAUCCACGUCCUGUUCCCCAUGGACGUGCCCAUCUGGAUCCUCUCCCACGACGACGGACUCGAGAACACGGCGGAAGCUGUGUGGUGCCGCGGGCGGGAGGCCGGUCGGGUGCCCACGAAACACAUCACCGACCACUCCCUGUGGACCAUCGUGCGACACGACGCCCUGCUCCGCUCGGCCCCGCUGCAUCCGCCGAUGGUGCCGUCGUCUGGCCCGAGCCAUGCGGCCGCCGCCGCCGCGUACGUGGAUGGCUACGGCGAGGGGUUCCUCGGCUGGGGCCUCAGCGAAGAGGCCACAUUCGGCCGGGGCGGCAGCCUCACGGGCUUCAUGGACAACGCGUGGACCAAUCACUACGACGUCGCCAUACGCCGCGUAGUGCCCCGCGCCCAGUACGACGCCCUCUUCCCAGCCGCGCCACCAGCAACAGGGACAACGAUCGCAGUGUUGCCGAUGACCGCGUCGAUGUCGGCCGAUCCGGCCCAGGAACUCAGCAUCGGGACAAACACGCGCAAGCGACGCCAGCGGGAGGACGAAGCGGCGGAUCGUGCGCAGAUCAAGGAGCGCAACGGCCAUUCACCGCCCAAGGAAAAGCGGCACAGGGAGAACGAUGACGAAGGCGAUGCCGACCAGGGCGCGUCGCAGCGGCCGCAGGUCGAGCAGCAGCACAUCAGCUUCGGGGAGCGGGUGAGCGUGCAGUGGAACGGCAGCAGGUACGAGCGGUCGGUGCUCAAGAAGGACCACGUGAUCACCCGCGCCGGGGACACCAAGGACCCGCUCCCGCACCACGUCGUGCCCGCCAUCUCCCUGCCCGCGAGCGGCCACGUCAACCUCACCCUGCGCGGCCACCGCUUCAGCAGCAAGGGCAUCGCCCUCCUGGGCGAGGUGCUCUCGGUGCCGUCGGUGGUGGUCAAGUCGCUCGACCUGCGCGGCAACCGCCUCGGGGACGGCGGGAUCGACCGACUCGCCGAUCUGCUGUGCACCGGAGCGCUCGGGCGGCAGCUGACCUCGCUUGACAUCCGCGGCAACGAAAUCGACGACCGAGGAACGGUGGACCUGGCGCGGUUCCUCGCCACAACGGACACCUUGCGCUACUUCGACCUCCGAUGGAACAAGGUGGGCGUGGUCGGCGCUCGCGCCGUGGCGCAGGCCCUGGCCCACAAUACCAGCGUGGGCAUCGUCAACCUGCGCGAGAACAGGCUGGGCAUGGACGGCGUGAUGACGCUCGCCGACUUCCUGCUCACCAACCGGUCGGUGUACAGCCUCGACCUGCGGGCCAACAUCAGUCCGCCCACGGAGAUGAACUACCGCAUCGGCGAGAGCGGCGAUGAGGCGAUCAAGUACCUGGGCGCCCUGCUCAAGCUCAACUCCACCGUCACCCAUCUCGACCUGUGCUCCAACAGCAUCGGGUCGGAGGGGGCGAUGGCGUUGGCCAGCGCGUUGGAGUUCCGGUCGUCGCUGUACAUUCUCCACCUGGACUUCAACAAGAUCGACUUCGCGGGCGUGCGGGCGCUCGGCCGAUCGCUUCUCGUCAACCAGAGUCUGCUCGUGUUGACGCUCGCGCACAAUUUCCUCGAAGACGACGCUGUCUGUGCGCUCGCCAAGGCGCUCGCCACCAACGCAACGCUCACCAAGCUCGACCUCCAAAAGAAUCACGUAUCGAACAAGGGGGCGAGCGCGCUGGCGGAGGCGCUGAAGACGAACCAGACACUCACCGAGCUGUACUUGAGCUACAACGGCGUGGGCGACGCCGGGGCCUAUCGCCUCGCCGACGCGCUCAAGCACAACGACGGCCUUCUUAGCCUGGAGCUUGAGAACAACAAGAUCACCUCGCGUGGCGGGAAGGCGUUUGCAUCGAUGCUGGCGAGAAAUACGACGCUGCGGUUCUUCAACCUGUCGGGCAACCUCAUCACUGACGAGGGCCUCACAGCCAUCUCGCGCGCCCUGAUGAGCAACCGGGCCUCUUCCCUACUCGACCUACAAGUUUCUGGUGUUGAUGGGCGAGACGAGUGCUGGGACGUGCUGCGUGAGAUGUUGCGGCACAACCGCCGCCUGCUCCGCUUGGACGUCUCCAGCAACCCGCUCUACCACCCGCUGUGCGGACGCCGCCCCGCGCGGUUUGCAGUGCGGGACUCCUCGCCCGACGACGACGAGGCGCUGCGCAGUCGGUGGAAAGACAAGCGCAGCUUCCUGCGUUCGUCCGGCGGCAGCGGCGCGGUGGUGCCUCUGCUGGCCAUAUCGCCACCGUCGCCGGCUUCCGUGCAGGCCGGCGGUCUGAUGAGCCCGCCGCAGUCUGCGCCGGCGCGCAAUCGCUACCAGGCCGACGGCGGCAACCGCCACCAGGUCGAUACGACGAACGCUCGACAUCCGCACCACCACCAUCAGUAUCAUCCGCACAACCGCCUGCGCAACACGUUCCUCUUGGAGUGGCUGCAGCUCGAGCCCGUGGCCGCGCAGGCCGACGAGGUGAGCGCGGCCAUCGCCGAGCGAUCGUCGCACAUCGAACUGCUGUGCGAAGAGGAGGACAGCGAAGAGGACGACGAUGACGGGGACGAGAGGGCGAGUAGGGGUCCCUACAACAUCUGCCGCAUACUCGAGGAGAACACGUCGCUCGUGUGGCUGGUGAUGGCCAACGCCAACCUGCACAUGAACUCCGCCGCUGCCGCCGCGAGCAAGCCCAAGCCCCGCGGCAAGCGCGGACGCCGGCUCGCGCGCAAGGCCGCCCGGGAACGCCUGGAAACAGUCGACAGCAACCAAGACGAAGUGCGGGAGGACAAAGAGGAGGAAGAGGAGACCUUCACCAUGGACGAGGAGUUGAUCACGGAUGAGGACGGGGAGGACCAGGACGCUGUGAAGCGCACGACGCAGAGCUAUCGCUUCAUGCGUUCGCUGUCGCGGGCGCUGGCGCGCAACGGCAACCUGACGAGCCUCGACCUGUCGUGGAAUCGACUGGACGCGGCCACGAUCGCGCCGCUCGCCGAGGCGCUCGACAACCGGCGGCAGGCCAACGCCGGCCUCAGCCUUCUCACCACGCUCGUGCUCCGCGGGAACCGCCUGCAGGACGAAGGCGUCGCCGUGCUCGCCCGCAGUCUCCUCAACAACUGCACCGUCACCACGCUCAACCUCGAUACCAACCGCAUCACAGAUGAGGGCAUCAAAGCGGUGGAGGACUUGGUGGCGGGCAACGAGGUACUGGCGUUCUUGUCUCUGGUGAGCAACGGCAUCAAGGGCGAGGGGCUGCUGGCGCUCGGGGCGGCCCUGCGACACAACCGAUCCAUCGUGAAGCUCUCCCUCGAGCGCAACCCGCUGGAGCGGGAGGCCGUCGCCGCCUUCUGGCAGCUCCUCGCCUCCGUCAACCUCCAGCGAGGACCCACCAGCGACGUCGAGUUCGUCAACAUUGGCAUCUGA